GGAGGUGGUAGUGGAAGGGAAAAUUAUUGUGAUCUCUGUUUCUGUUAUGUUUGUGGGUUGUUGAAAAAUGUCAAUAUCGUAUUUGUGUCGGAAUUAAAACUUGGACUCUUCUGAGCACUCAACUUAUCUCCACAUCGAUUAAGUUAAGGCUCCUCGCAUUGAAAUGCAGUUAUUGAUUUAUUGCAAGAUUCCUGAUGGUCAACGAUUGUUGUUAUAAUCAUACAUAUGGCAAAUAUGUAGCCAGAAAAGCAACAAACGUUACAACUAAUCCCACAGGAAUGGUGGGAAGAAGAGGACGCGAUAAAACCCUGUCCUCCAAUCCCUUGAUUACAAAACUAGUUUUGUUUUAAUUUAUUUUAUUUAUAUAACUUUAUAUAGCUUACUGUUACUUUUUUAUAGUUUAUUAGUGUAAUUUAUUUUCCUACAAAAUAUUUUAUCAGAUAUUAUUUUGCUAGUUUUAUUUGGUUUUCAAUGUUAAACAGUAUAACUGUUACAUUAAAAGUUAAACUUUAAACAUUGAAUGAAAUGAAAGACUCGGGAGUGGUUGUCAGCGGGGCUGCUGCUCAGCAGAUAAUUGUUACAAACAAUAAUAUCAUUCAGAAAGAAACGUCGACCAUAAUGAGUGCACGAAAACUUCCAAAGAAGAGGAAAUUUGAUCCGUCAGAGUUAGACGAGACGGAUAAACCAGUUAUUUCAGAGAAUCACAUAUCCGGUGUGGUAGUGAUGCCUCCUCAGUCUAUGGCUGUCGACUACUCCUGUCUGAGCACUUCCAAAUACCAGGAAGUAGAGAGGAGAACAUCCUAUGAUAUGCCGCCGGUCAUAAAAGUCGAAGAUAGGAGCGAGCCUAUCUUACCCAAAGAGAGUGAUCUCCCUGAAGAACCGACAAACUUGAAUAUACAAGAGAUGAAUUUGCAAAGGAGAAUAAACGGAAGAACAGACAUAGACUUGCGAGAGUGGAUGGAUCACAGAGUUUUAGCGAAAAAAGAGCAAUUUUACUACCCGGGUAAAAUCCGGCAGGCCGGGUGUAACGGGGAGAUUUGGGUAGAGUUCGAUAACUUUGAGGGGAAAAUGGCCAUCUUCACUGAUGUUUUGUGUUCUGGGAAAUACAAUGUGAUUAGUGACGCAAGCCCUUCCCUGCAACAAAUACAUUUGGGUGUGCGAGUGUGCGUGAGGGCAGCAAUAGACGAUAGUCAGACGGGACAGACGGUGUUUGUGGAAGGUUAUGUCAGUAAGAUCAUGAACUCCCCUCCGCGGUUCUUGGUGAAACUGAACCACUCUGGGGCAGAGACUGUAGCAAAGCGGGCGGAGUUGCGACUGCUGCAGCCUCCGUGGAGAGAUGAGCUGGAGGAGUCGGAGGAGAGGAACGGACAAAUACCUCUACAACUGCAACAUGUAGUGCCUACCUUGCAGCCCUCAAACAACUACUACAGGUCCAUGACAACGUCUCCUCUCCACAACAACAUGUCAGCGACCCCGAUCAGUCUACAUUCUGUGUCUACGGCUCUGUCUAACGCUAGCGGAGACGAUCUCAGACACCGCAACUAUGAGGACUUUGAGAGUGACGACGAUCUGCGCAGAGAAGACAUCUUCCUUCUCACUGAUGCAGAUGGCUGCAAGUUGUCCGGCAGCAGCAAACGCAGCAGUAUGCAGAGCCGAGGCAGCACGUCUAGUCUGAUGGAUCACGGCAGCAUCACUCCCCGCUCCACCCCCGCUACUCCCAGAUCUCAAGCUGCGACGCCUCAUAAGUACAAGAAGGGAGACGUAGUGUCCAAUCCGAGUGGUAUCCGUAAAAAGUUCAAUGGGAAACAGUGGCGGCGGCUCUGUUCCAAGGAUGGCUGCACCAAGGAGUCUCAGCGCCGAGGAUACUGCUCAAGGCAUCUCAGUCUUAAGGGAAGCAGUCUGCGAGCCGGGCCAACUAGCUUCCCUCGGGGCAAGAGCAGUUUGUUGGACGGGGAGGAGACCUCACGAGACUCAGACACGUCUCCUAACUACGGAGAUCGUAGAAUCACCGGACGCUUCGACCCUGAGGAAACUGAGGCCGCUAACAUGCUUGUGUCGCUGGGUAGUUCCCGCUCGGCCACACCAGCGUUCUCCUCACCCACCGGCGGCCCGGCUGUGUCUCCGUGUACCAUGCAGAGUCCAGUGACUGUCGGCCCACGACACAACAUGUUCCAACCAAUCAACAACAGCCAUAACCACAACCACAAUCACUCCCACAACCGGCCGCGGCAACCACACCCCUCGCCUGUCCAACACCACUUCAUGCUUGGCAACUUCCAACAGCAUGUGAUCAGGCCAGAGCUGGUGAGGCCGAUCAUGAUGCAGCAAGGGUCCCCGCCUGGUGGAGGAAUGGCUACGAGUGUGAUCCGUAUAUCUCCGGGGCUAGGCGGGGCUGCCUGGAGAGGGGACACUCCCCCACUGCCCCCCGCACCUGCUCCCCCACCUCUCACUCAACACAGCGUCGUGGUCAGCUCUCAUUCACAUAACAUACUGCAACAGGCGCUUACAGCUGGUGAUGUACACAGCAGUGAUAGACUGCAGCGCAGCAGUCAGCAGUUGUCCACAGUGGUGGUGGAGGAACCGCAGCCGCAGCAUCACUCCGCAGCACACAGUCACACACAGGAGUCUGUUAUCAAGAAGGAAGUGUCGCACCAGCCAGUGUACAUCAAGGAGAACACUCCUCCCUCCGUGCUGCAACAGGGGAGCAAGAUACGAGUGGGUCUCCACAUUGCCACAACUGCUGUAGACUCACCGCCUUCCCCUCCCCCGCCACCGGCCACCAACAUGUUCCAACAAGUCAUAGUUCACCCUACGGAACUGCUGCCUGUGCUGCCCUUCCACAACAAGCCAGCGACCCCGGCCGACGACCAGCCUGAGAAGAAUGAGAACGUUUCAAGCACCAACGAUGGCUGCGUCGGUCAGACGACAUACUCGUGGGAGUCGCUAGUGCCACUGCUGGCAUCGCCCCCUGCCUCCCCCCCUCUAUCGCCCCCACUCAGUGCCCCACCCCCCGUACCUGAGGAGGACGAUGAUGUGUUUGAGUCGGAGGACACAGUCGCCGCUGCAGUCGCUGCUAGCAAUGAUGCGGCUGGCAAACGACGCACACAGUCACUCAGUGCGCUACAUAAUAGCAAGGAGCCGCAGAGCCCACUAAAGGUGAAGGAGCGAGAUCGUAUACGACGGCCGAUGAAUGCCUUCAUGAUCUUCAGUAAGCGGCACCGAGCCUUGGUCCACCAGCGCCACCCAAAUCAAGAUAACCGCACGGUGUCCAAGAUACUCGGGGAGUGGUGGUAUGCUCUAGGCCCAGAGGAGAAGCAGAAGUACCAUGAACUCGCUUCUGAGGUGAAGGAAGCCCAUUUCAAAGCACAUCCGGAGUGGAAGUGGUGCAGCAAGGAUCGCCGCAAGUCGUCCACAGGCUCCGGCCGAGGCAAGCUAGGGUCCGUGGACGAGGGGGUGGAGGGAGCUGGUGUAUCCGUCUCAUCCCCAGGCCCACCACCUACCCCUCCAGCUGUGCAGGAGGUGGAGAUAUCUCAAGAGAACACCGAGGUUAUAUGUGAAGAACCAGAAAUAGAUCUCAAGUGUAAGGAGAAGGUGACAGACUCUGAUUCAGAGUCACAAAGUGAGACGGAACCUUUGUUCCCUCAGCAACGGUUCAGCCCUGUGUCAGGGGUCAAAGCGGAGGUCACCUUCAGGCCUAAACCAAUCAAAGCAAGGUUGCCGUCCGGCAGUCUGGAGAGUGGCAGCAAGUUCCAGGCAACGUCUAGUGGUGGUGAAUCUUCUGUAGCCGUGUUGUCCUCCUAUCCUUACCACUCUCCUCUCAACCCUACUGGAGUGUGUGCCUUCCAACCAACCGGCGGCGCCUUCAAGACGAUGCCUGUCUCUCCAAAGGUUGUUAAGAGCGAUUCGUACCCGGUAUCGUCGUCUGCUGCCACUUCCACUGUUAACUGGAGUGCGACAAGCUCUCAAGGGGACGACUGGCUCAAAACCACCACGGUUCACUGCAAGAUACCAUCUUCCCCAGGGGUGAUGCACACUGUAGCCAGCAGCCAGCCGGCACCAGCCAAGUCUACAAUGGCUACCUCGUUGGCUAGUAGCCAGGCGGUGGCUAGGAGUGCCAGCCAGACCUACACUAGGAUUACCAGCACUGCACCACAGACUCAGGCUCAGGUGUCCGUGUUGAAUGUGGGUACAUUACUAACACCACAGAAUGUAAGUGUCAAGUCGACUCAAAACACAACCAUUCUGCAGCCCAAGGUGUCUACCUUCCUCCCCAACAUCAGCCAGGCCAACAUCAAGACACUGCCUGUGCUGCAGACGACGACAGCACGGCCUCAGCAGAACUAUCAGCAGCCGAUGACUGUCACGAUUCUCAACCCGGUGGAGUCUGGGUUGCUCAACACGCUGCUGUUCAAACCCAUCAGCAGAGUGGACUCGGCCAACAACACUACGCAGGGAGAGACUGUGCAAUACGUGCUGCACAACGGACGAAUUCAGAAUGUCUACGUUCCCGCUCAGACUGGCUUCCAGAUACCGAUAUCGGAUGCCAGUGGUCGUCAGAUCUCAGUGCAGCAAGCAAAGCCUAUAACCCUGGUGACUAGUCAGCCUCACACUUCUACUGUGAUCGUCAGCAAGCCGAACAAUAUUGUGAAGCGUGACGAGGAACGGCCCAAAGUCCAGUAUUCCGAGAGUUCGAUGGUCAACGGUGAAAGUGACAAAACCAAUAAUCAGCAUUACCAGGAAACCAAAGAAGAAGAAGUAAAUCCAGAGCAUUCAAAUGUGACUGAACAAUCUCCAGACAGAGAUCAAAGCAACUAUAAAGUGAGAGAAGAAGACAGACAAAUGUUUGUCUUAGCUCCGACACCAGCUCAACUUGGCAAGGCUCCGUUGCAACGCCGUCAAUCUAUGGCAGUGUCUGGGUCAAAUCAAGGACAAGACAAUUCUCAAACGUCCAACAGUCAACAUCAACAGUUCCACCAUCAGCAGCAACAUCAACAACAGAUGCACCAACAGAUACAACAACAUCAUCAGCAGAUACAACAGCAGAUUCAACAGCAGCAGCAACAGAUCCAACAGCAGCAGCAACAGAUCCAGCAACAGCAGCAGCAACAACAGCAACAGCAACAGAUCCAACAACAGCAACAACAGCAGCAGCAACACCAUCAACAACAGGAGCACCUUCAAAGCAACGCCAACAACAUGAACAACGUAAACAACACGACCAGUCAUAGUCACAUGGAAGAAGAUACCGUACCAGAAUCACCAUCCACCAAGAGGAGCUUCUUUAAGAAGAAUGUAGAAGAUGGCAUGGACAGAGUAUUGGAGCAAGUGAAUUUUGAGAAAAAGUUUUCAUCACUGCCAGAGUUCAAGCCAGAGGAGUGCCAAUCACCGAGCGCCAUCUCCGUGCCUAGCAGUCCUCAUGUGUUUAUCCGCAAGAAACCACAUCAAGAAGAAUCGACUCCCUCUCACUCCGAAGUGUCUCAUUCCGCAACUCCGAAGUCUGGCAAACUUAUCGGUUCAACGUUCUUUGGACCAGACUUCAACAUUGAAGCUUUUAAAGGAUCAAAUAUAGGAUCAACCGUUGACUUGGAGAGCUUGGAAGCGUCUUCACCGCGGACUCCUAAGACUCCAGGUAGUCGGGACCCAGACAAGGGGCAUCGCCGGAUCCUGGAACAGCGAAGACAGCUGGUGAUGCAGCUGUUCCAGGAACAGGGGUUGUUCCCCUCCACUCAAGCCACCACCAACUUCCAGGCAUGUCACGUAGACAUCUUCCCUAACAAGACAUCACUACAGCUGAAGAUCAGGGAAGUGCGACAGAAGUUGAUGGCCAACCAGUCAGGGCUGCCAACCCCCAUCAGCGCCAACGCCCUUACCAGCCCUGUAGAGCCCUCCACUCCUGGAGUUUCUUCUAUGUCCCACUCUGUGAUACCCGUUUCAUCCAGCAGUUAACGAUCAUCUUUCGACGUCCGUUGCCCUCCCAAACAUCUAAAGUUUGUAUAUAAACUGUAAUUGUACCAAGAAUUUUAAAAACGAACCUACCCGUUAGAUUCCCUAUGUACUUAGUUUUUGUGUAUAUUUUGUUAAUAAGUUUUUGUUUGGAGUCAUAGAAUUUUCUUUUAUAUAAACGCAACAUUAUUUUCCUUUGCAGGAACGUGUAAAAUAAUUAACGAUAUCGUCUUUUGUAAAUACUUAAUAACAAUUGCGAAUGGGUAAUCUAUAUGUUUUACUGUUAUACGAGUAUGUAAAUUUUAUGCUUUAAUCAUUUUAUAUAUCGAUGUUAUAUGUUUAUUGUAUUUCUAUAGUUUUUCAGUGUAUAACAUUUUAUUACUUUAGUCCUAUGUGUUUGUUUGUUCUAUAUAUUUUAUAAGUUAUAAAGUGCAUCUUAAACAAUCCGCUGCCAUUUUGUGCGUCUAUCGGGUCGCUCCUCCUGUCACUAUUGUAACACUUUCAGUUUCUAUCAGUUUCUAAAGAAUGUUAAGCAAAAAAAUGUAAUAUUGUCUAUGUAUGAUUGAUUGUGGUUUUAAAUUAUCAUAUCGCACCAACUGACUAUAUAACAAAAUGUUCUCUGUUUGUUCAAUUUAUAAAAAAAUAUCUCAUUAUAUACAAAACCUGCACAAUUGUUCAAAAUUUAACAUUUUUAAGAAUUCAGUUUUUGUAAAAUAACAUUUAUACCGUAAAUUUAGUAGUUUUAAUGUACUAAUUUAUGAUAUGAAUU
Molecule: messenger RNA, 6712 nt
Organism: Macrosteles quadrilineatus (aster leafhopper)
Lineage: Eukaryota; Metazoa; Arthropoda; Insecta; Hemiptera; Cicadellidae
Exons: 29
Coding region: 526-5946 (1806 amino acids)
Biological process (GO): regulation of transcription by RNA polymerase II
Cellular component (GO): nucleus
Molecular function (GO): RNA polymerase II transcription regulatory region sequence-specific DNA binding; DNA-binding transcription factor activity, RNA polymerase II-specific
Source: RefSeq, a predicted model, not a curated record